GUGGCACAAAUCCAAAAAAACUUCCAUCGUCAGACUUCCCGCGUUUUUUGUUUUUUUCCUUAAAACAAAUAUCAAACGGUGUCAUCAAUCCCACCAAUCUCUUUCAUCUAGGAGAUUGCCCAAGAUGCCACCUCCUCCGCAUCAGAAGCCUGAGAAUGUUCUCAAGCGUGCGCAGGAGCUUAUUGGUGUCAGCCAGGCUCCUGCCGCCUUGAAUCUACUACAUGAUCACAUCACCUCCAAGCGAUCCCGAAAUGUCCCCAUCGUAUCCUUGGAGCCUGUUAUGCUCCUCUUAGUCGAGCUUUCUGUCGAACAAAAGAAAGGCAAGCUCGCCAAGGAUGCCCUCUACUCUUACAAGAAUAUCGCCCAGAAUACCAACAUCGGUACCAUCGAACUCGUACUUAAGAAGUUCAUCGAGCUGGCCGCCGAAAAAGUUACAGAGGCCCAGAAGAAAGCAGACGAACUUCAAUCAAGCAUCGACGCAACUGCGACCUCGAGCAUUGAUGACUUGGAGGCUAGCGAGACCCCCGAGUCCAUUUUAUUGGCCACAGUUUCGGGCGAACAAUCCAGAGAUCGUACUGAGCGUGCUGUCGUCACGCCAUGGCUCAAGUUCCUUUGGGAAGCAUACCGUACCGUUCUGGAUAUCCUGCGAAACAACGCGAGGCUAGAGAUUCUUUACCAAAGCACUGCCAAUCAGGCCUUCGACUUUUGCCUCAAGUAUCAACGCAAGACAGAGUUUCGACGACUCUGCGAGCUCCUCCGUAACCAUGUCCAGACCGCUGCCAAAUAUUCGAGCCAGAUGCACGCCAUCAAUCUUAAUGAUCCCGAUACACUACAGCGACAUCUAGAGACUCGUUUCCAACAGUUAAACGUUGCCGUAGAACUCGAGCUCUGGCAGGAGGCAUUCCGAAGUGUUGAAGACAUUCAUACUCUCCUCAAUCUAAGCAAGCGACCGCCCAAGAACAUCAUGAUGGCCAACUACUAUGAGAAACUUACCCGAAUCUUCCUCGUCGGCGAGAAUUAUCUAUUCCAUGCCGCUGCUUGGUCUCGACUGUACAGUCUUCUCCGAUCCUCCGCGGGUCUCGUAGCCACCGGCCAGGGCAAGAAAUCCGACAACCCCUCCGCCACGGAGGCCGAUCUUCAGAAGGCUGCUUCCUUUGUCCUUCUAUCGGCUCUCUCAAUCCCUGUCAUCAGCACUUCGCGAUCACGAGGCGCCAUGGUAGACUUUGAUGAGGCCAAGAAGAACAAAAACUCGCGCCUUACGCAUCUCCUUGGCAUGGCCUCCGCACCCAGCCGUGCUGGUCUAUUCCAUGACGCGCAUGCCAAACAACUCCUGAAGCGUGCUCGCCCCGAAAUCAGAGACCUUUAUAACAUCCUCGAAGUUCACUUCCACCCCAUUUCUAUCUGCCAGAAGAUAUCCCCCAUCCUCACCAAGAUUGGUGCCGAUCCUGAGAUGGAGAAAUAUAUCUUGCCCCUGCAACAAGUCAUCCUAACUCGCCUUUUCCAACAACUGUCUCAGAUUUACGAGUCUGUUGACCUUGCGUAUGUCGAGAGCCUUGCCAAGUUCCCGGAUCCGUUUCAGAUUUCUCGCGGAACUAUCGAAAAGUUCAUCAUGAAUGGAAACAAGAAAGGAGACCUCUCUAUCCGUAUGGAUCACGCCACCGGUGCGCUUAACUUCGACAAGGAUGUAUUUGCUUCCUCCAAGCCCGUCCACGCCGGUUCAGCGGCUGGUUCUGCUGAAAACCCGGUCGGUUCCGUGCAACGUCUUCAAAUGACACCGUCGGAGAUUGUACGCUCACAACUAGCUCGGCUCGCAACUACCCUUUACACAACCUGUUUCUAUAUUGACCCAACUCUCCGCCAAAGUCAGUUGGAGGCCCAGCAAUCAGCAUUGGCCAGGGCUAAGGCUGGGGCUGAACAGGAACACCUUGAAAUCUUGGCUCGUAAAGAGGUCAUUCAAAAGCGAAAGGAGGAAGCCUCCGAGCUGCAGGCUAAGCGAGAGAAAGAGAAGGCCAGACAGAAGCGACUCCAGGAGCAAGCACUGGCAGAGGCCGAAGAACGACGUUUGGCCCAGGAGCAGAAAGAACGCGAAGAGAAACGUCUCAAGGAUGAAAGAGACCGCGUUCGCAGGGAGGAACUCAAGAAGCAGAUUGCCGAUCUUAAAAUUGGUCCCAAUGCCAUUGAGAUUGAUCUUGAGAAUAUUGACGAUUAUGAUAGCAACCGCCUUCGUGCCAUGAAACUUGCCCAGCUCGAACGGGAGAAGAAUGACAUCAAUGAGAAGCUGCGCAUCACCGGAAAGCGCAUCGAUCAUCUUGAGCGCGCUUUUAGAAAAGAGGAGGUCAAGAAGCUUGCCGAUGACUACGCCAAACAGCGUGAGCGUGACCUAGCUGCCUAUGAAGCAGUAAAGGUACAAACGCUCAAGGAAUCUAAGGAGAAGCACAAAGAAAGUGUUGAGUUGAAGCAUCGUCUAACCCGUCUCAUGCCUCACUACGAGUCGUUCAGAAAGUCUCUCCACGACCGUCGCCGAGAUGAGUUUGAGAAGCGUCAACGUGAUGCUGAGAGAGAAUUAGAGAAGCAGAUUGCGGCUCGCAAGAAGGAGUAUCGCGAGCGCAAGGUACGAGAAAAGAGAGAGCGCGAAGAAAAGGAGAGAGCUCUGCGGGAAGCAGAGGAGCUCGCUGAGAAGCAGAAGAAGGAGGCGGAAUUACGUACCGAGGAAAAACGUCUGGAACUUGCCAGACUCAAGGAGCAGAGGGAGAAGGAGCGUCAAGAAGGCCUAGAAUUGGUUGCUCUUCAGACAAGACGAGAGGAAGAAGCGAUGGCCCGAAGGGCAGCCGAGAAAGAAAAGGAACGUGCGCCACUCAGGCGCGAAGCAAUCCCUCUGGAACGUACGGACUCCAACGAUCGGCCUGCUCUUGCACCGCGUCUCCCAAUUGCCGGCAACAAGAUCUCAUGGCGUGAGCGCGAGGCGGCCAAGAACGCUGGUGCCGGUGCCGCCACAAGCAGCAACGGGCCAAGCCGGACCAGUACGCCCAUGGAACGCACAGAUUCCAAUGAGCGUCCCUCGGGGCCGCCUCGAAUUAACCUCCAAGGGAAACAACCCUCGUGGCGUGAACGUGAGGCCGCCAAGCGAGCUGAGGGUGGUGCUUCAAGUACCCCCCGAGACAGCCCACCGGCAGCGGCUCCUACCCAGGCUCCUAGUGAGGCCCUCAAGCCUUCUGGUGCUCCUGGGAAGUGGGUGCCCAAACGUCUCCAAAAAUAAGCAAGGUUAGGCAUUGAAGGACCGGCGUUCAUGGGGGUUUGGGUUUAGUGUGACUCGGCUGUAACUUAGAUCAUGAAGAGAAAUUUACUGGCUUCAUAAUUCUAUCCAGUUACGACCUCACGACAGGCCUACCAGAGCCUACUUACCAUACCAUUGCCCCGUACCACACGAUUGUCUAUGUCAUAGUAUUAAUGAAUAAGAGCAGAAUGAUGGAUCCAGAAUCAGAAACGCGUAGAUAUAAUAUUUCGUCUGUUUUAGCCUGUUUGAUAAUUUUUAAUGUGUUGUGAAUGAAUCUUCCUUUUCUUUUU
Messenger RNA from Hypoxylon fragiforme, 3564 nucleotides. RefSeq lists its product as uncharacterized. The transcript has a single exon. Gene Ontology annotation, cellular component: eukaryotic translation initiation factor 3 complex, eIF3e; multi-eIF complex; eukaryotic translation initiation factor 3 complex, eIF3m. The coding region runs from base 125 to 3256 and encodes 1043 amino acids. The record is from RefSeq and is a predicted model, not a curated record. Gene Ontology annotation, biological process: formation of cytoplasmic translation initiation complex; translation reinitiation. Gene Ontology annotation, molecular function: translation initiation factor activity; mRNA binding. NCBI's taxonomy places the organism in Eukaryota, Fungi, Ascomycota, Sordariomycetes, Xylariales, Hypoxylaceae.